GAGCUUCUGAGAAUCAACUGAAGGCAGCAUUUUCGUUGCGCGCGCUGGUUACGACACAUUCUUGUGAUUGUAAGAGGACACCGCUUCCUGGUGUGGAGCUGUAAUAAUGGGCUGAUGACAGAGAGGGACGGUGGACCUGAUCGAGUCGGAAGAGACACUACAUUCACCAGGAGGAAUGUCAGCUGUAAACAAAUCUGCAGAGGACGGCGGCGCCUUCUCUUCAAAGGUCAUCAACAGCGUUUUUAUCAUCCUGCUGCUGGACCUGCUGGGAUUUACACUGAUUCUACCUCUGUUGCCUUCCAUUUUGGACCAUUAUGCACAAACGGGGGAUGUCGUGUAUCAGUCCCUGCAGAGUGUUGUGGACUGGUUCAGGGAGGCUGUGGGGAUUCCUAUGGAAAAGAAAUACAACAGUGUCCUGUUUGGAGGUCUGAUCGGGUCGCUGUUCUCUCUGCUGCAGUUCCUGUUGUCGCCUAUAACAGGAGCUCUGUCAGACUGCCAUGGCAGACGACCCUUGCUCAUUCUCACCACUUUAGGGCUGAUGUCCUCUUAUGCAGUCUGGGCAGUUUCCCGGAGCUUCAGCCUGUUCCUUUUGUUUCGAGUAAUUGGGGGCAUUUGUAAGGGCAACGUCAGCCUCUGCACCGCCAUCGUGGCCGACUUGCCUUGCCCAAAAGCACGCAACCGAGGAAUGGCUAUGAUCGGCAUUGCCUUCUCCUUGGGCUUCACCGUGGGUCCUCUGAUGGGUGCCUACUUGGCCAUCAGCUCUAGAACAACAGAAAGUGUCUUCUACCAAACUCCAGCGCUGCUCGCCUUGACCUUCAGUGCUGCGGAUCUGCUUUUCAUUUGGCUCAUGCUGCCAGAGACGCUCACAAAGGACGUUAAGGCUUCUUCUUCGGGGUUCGGGGACUCCAGCGACCUUCUGAACCCAUUAUCUUUGUUCCACUUUUCAGCUGUUAGCAGAACAAAAGAUCCCCCUUCAAAAGAAAGAAUGCAGAAGCUUCAAAUGUUGGGCCUGGUUUAUUUCUGCUACCUCUUCCUGUUCUCUGGUCUGGAGUUCACGUUGAGCUUUCUGACUCAUCAACGCUUCCACUUUACAAGCAUGCAGCAGGGAAAGAUGUUCUUCUUCAUUGGUGUCAUCAUGGCUUUGAUCCAGGGGGGUUAUGCUCGCAGAAUCAAACCUGGGCACCAUAUCAAGGCUGUCCGUAUGGCAAUCAUAGCAUUAAUCCCAGCGUUUAUUCUCAUCGGGAUCUCAUGGGACGUAACAGUGCUUUACGUCGGCUUGGGGUUAUACUCAUUUGCGGCUGCAAUAGUAGUUCCAUGCCUGUCGACGCUUGUUUCUGACCAUGGCUCAGCCAAUCAGAAGGGCACAGUUAUGGGGAUCCUGCGCAGUUUGGGCGCUUUGGCAAGAGCACUGGGACCAGUUGUGUCAUCCUCUGUUUACUGGAUAGCAGGAGCUCAAACCUGUUUUGUCCUCACAUCAGCUUCUUUCAUUGUCCCUCUGGCUCUCCUGAGAACAGCUGGAAGACUAAAGGAGGAGUGAGAGACACAAAGACUUGAAAAGGACAAUUUAUGUGUAAUAGUUUCAGUGGAUGCUAUAUUGUUUACAUCUGAGGGGAAAACAAGCACUGACUUAUUACUCUUACACGAACAACAAAAACAACAGGGAGAUGUAUACUUUCAGCAUGGUUCAUAAAGGAUCAUUACAAAAUAAAAUAAUGAUAUAAAAUGUCAAAUGUGCCAAAACAGGGACAUCACUGUACGAAUGAGUGGACAUAAUGAGCUUAUAUGUAGACUUGUGCAUAUUGUAAAAUGCACAGGUUAGGGUGCGUUACAAAUAACACUUGUGCUUGUGGAACAAAGAUAUCAUUUUCUAAUGCAGUAUUUUAUAAGUCAUUCAGAUUUUGUAUUUUGCAAAGUAGCAAUUUAUUUUAGCUCACUUUAAAAAUUUAUAUGGUCUGUAUUGUAAGUUAAAAAAAAGAAUAAAGGAGAAAGGAAA
Scatophagus argus is the source of this 1993-nucleotide messenger RNA. RefSeq names its product major facilitator superfamily domain containing 10 (gene slc75a1). Gene Ontology annotation, molecular function: transmembrane transporter activity. The coding region runs from base 176 to 1537 and encodes 453 amino acids. The transcript is spliced from 13 exons. Gene Ontology annotation, cellular component: brush border membrane. Gene Ontology annotation, biological process: transmembrane transport. The record is from RefSeq and is a predicted model, not a curated record. Lineage: Eukaryota; Metazoa; Chordata; Actinopteri; Scatophagidae.